Messenger RNA from Exaiptasia diaphana, 1942 nucleotides. RefSeq names its product S-adenosylmethionine synthase-like. Gene Ontology annotation, cellular component: cytosol. NCBI's taxonomy places the organism in Eukaryota, Metazoa, Cnidaria, Anthozoa, Actiniaria, Aiptasiidae. The transcript has 7 exons. Gene Ontology annotation, molecular function: methionine adenosyltransferase activity; ATP binding. Gene Ontology annotation, biological process: S-adenosylmethionine biosynthetic process. The record is from RefSeq and is a predicted model, not a curated record.
GCAAAGGUUCGUUCGAGACGACAGAGCUUGGACCGCAAAGAAGUUUUUAUAUCCCAUUUAUAAUUAGUUUUUUUGCAAAAUGAAUACUCCAGAUACUUCAAACAACUCAUUUUUAUUCACGUCGGAGUCUGUAGGCGAAGGGCAUCCAGAUAAAAUGUGUGACCAGAUAUCCGAUGCUAUUUUGGACGCUCAUCUGAAGCAAGAUCCAAAUGCAAAAGUUGCUUGUGAGAGCGUUGCUAAAACUGGAAUGAUCUGUGUCUGCGGUGAAAUCACAUCAAAAGCAUAUGUAGACUAUCAGAGGAUAGUACGAGACACUAUCAAACAGAUAGGCUAUGAUGACUCCAGUAAAGGUUUUGAUUACAAAACAUGCACCGUCCUACAAGCAAUUGAACAACAGAGUCCAGACAUUGCCCAAGGUGUCCACAUAGGAAGAGAUGAUGAAAAUGUUGGCGCCGGCGACCAGGGAUUAAUGUUUGGAUAUGCUACAGAUGAAACNNUCAAAUGUAGUGCAAUUUUCCUGUAAUAUGUUUUGCAAUGCUGUUGUUAGGCAAGUUGCUGGAUGAAUCACACCAAAACUAGCAUUUUUCAAGAGUGUCGAACAUGUGUCACAUUCAUACAAGAUAUAUUCUUGAAGUAUUGACAGAAAAAAAACGUUGAAUUUCAGACUGUAGUCCCCAAGAAGUACCUUGAUGAAGAUACAGUCUAUCAUCUCCAGCCAUCUGGCUCYUUUGUUAUCGGCGGACCACAAGGUGAUGCCGGUUUGACAGGAAGAAAGAUCAUUGUUGAUACUUAUGGUGGAUGGGGAGCUCAUGGUGGAGGUGCCUUCUCUGGUAAAGACCCAAGCAAGGUGGAUAGGUCAGCAGCAUAUGCCGCCAGAUGGAUUGCMAAGUCUCUUGUUGCAGCAAAGCUUUGUCACCGUGUUCUUGUUCAGUUGUCAUAUGCCAUUGGUGUUGCUGARCCUCUUUCAAUCUCUGUUUUUACUUAUGGUACAGGAUACAGACCAGAAGAUGAACUACUAGAGAUCAUCAAGCACAACUUUGACUUGAGACCUGGGGUUAUAAUUAGGGAUCUUGACCUCAAGAAGCCUAUCUAUCAAAGUACUUGCCUGUAUGGCCACUUUAAGGCAGGCUUUCCAUGGGAGGUACCCAAACCUCUCAAAUAUAUACGCAAACCUGAAUGGCAUGACCCAGACGUUCACAAGCAUGACAUGUUUGAAACUUAGAUCAUUUGUUAUUGUAAACUAAAAGAAAAUAGGGRCAAUAAUCGAUUAUAGGAAAUUAAACAACUACAGUAGAACAAAAUCUCCUCUUGCAGCCAUUAUUUGGCUUGUUCCCAUUGUAGUUGGGGAGAGACAUUUGAACWAGCCAAAUAAUGUCUGUUAAAAUCAACUCAUGAUUACAUUAGCUUUGCAUGAUUUAGAAUCCAAUGCAUACUCUUCUGGUUUUGGCUGGAAUUUAAACAUUUUUUUACAGAAAGCAUUUCAAUGAAAAGUUCAUGUUGUCGAGAGAUAUUGGGAAAAACAGACUUUUACACUAUGGUUUAGUUCAUUUUAAAUGGAAUAAGUCAUUGUUCUGAAACCCAGAAAUAGCCUGUGGGAGGGGUGAGAAACAGAUUUACGUGUACACAGGCUACCCAGAAAAUGAAAAAUUUCAUGUUGAGAGUAAUAGUGCCACAAAUCUUACCAUGUUUUGAAACAUAACCACAUUUUAUAUUAAAAAUUGUGAACUUAUAAUAUACUUAUACUAUWCUCAUGUUAUAUGUAUUCUUAUAAGAAUUUUGUCACUCAACAACAUUGAUAUCCUAUUGUUGGAGGAUUGGGGACCCUGUGGUAAAUGACAGGAUGGGAAAUUGGGGACAAACGUCCAUUUUCACACUAUCAAUAGUCAUAAAUUCCAGACCAAAAUCUCUUUAUUUGAAUUAAAUGAACAGAAAUGAAUGAAAA